AUGCACCCGCCGUCUUACGCACAUCCCCAGGUAAUGCCUGGUCGUGGCGUGACCGCGGAGCCUUAUCAGCCCCGAGGUGACAGCCUGAACGCGAUGGAGGAUACGGAGGAGAGCACGUAUCUUUACGUCGACUCGACUCAUCGUCAGGAAACCGCCGUAGCGCCAAUCCCUACGACCCGCUGGCCGGACAGCGUGGUCGUGCAGGGUUCGAUCGUGAGGAAGAAGUUCCACUGUCCCAGAUGCAACAGCGGUUACACCAGACUCUCCGACAUGAAGACGCACUGCCAGUUUCAAUGCGGCAAGGAACCGCGGUACCAGUGCCCAUACUGCACGAAGAAGGCCAAGUUCUCGUCGAACAUGUACGUGCACGUGCGACGGAUGCACAAAGACAAGAAAUUGCAGAUCAUCGAUCUCUACAAGCAGCUAUCGAGAGUACGUUGCUGA
Vollenhovia emeryi is the source of this 444-nucleotide messenger RNA. Its product is annotated as zinc finger protein 235-like. The coding region runs from base 1 to 444 and encodes 147 amino acids. Lineage: Eukaryota; Metazoa; Arthropoda; Insecta; Hymenoptera; Formicidae. The record is from RefSeq and is a predicted model, not a curated record. The transcript has a single exon.